Molecule: messenger RNA, 1387 nt
Organism: Tripterygium wilfordii
Lineage: Eukaryota; Viridiplantae; Streptophyta; Magnoliopsida; Celastrales; Celastraceae
Product: EEF1A lysine methyltransferase 2-like
Exons: 7
Coding region: 104-1138 (344 amino acids)
Biological process (GO): peptidyl-lysine dimethylation; peptidyl-lysine monomethylation
Cellular component (GO): cytoplasm
Molecular function (GO): protein-lysine N-methyltransferase activity
Source: RefSeq, a predicted model, not a curated record
ACCGGGACUUUUUUCUUUGAGUCUUGAGGCGUACUCCUGGAUCUCUGUGACUCUGUCAACGCAAAAUCUCCUGUAAACCCUCCCUCCUUUAACCCUUACUUCCAUGGCAGGAAUUCAAAUUCCACCCGAUGAAUCGGACGUCUCACUGCAGCAGCAAUUGCUGACAAGAGUCACCGGCGCAGGCAAUUUGGUGUCGGACGACGAAAGGUCUGUGGCAGCGGACUCGUGGUCUAUAAAGAGUGACUACGGAAGCAUACUCGAUGAUGAGCAGCGCCAUGCCGAUGCAGCCGAGGCCCUCUCAUUUGGAAAUUUCCACACUGCCUCAGAUUACAGUUCUGACAAAGAAGAACCUGAUCCUGAAGCAUUAACGUCAAUGCUCGGUUUUCAGAGUUAUUGGGAUUCUGCAUAUGCAAAUGAAUUGGCAAACUUCCGUGAACAUGGCCAUGCUGGUGAAGUUUGGUUUGGAGUUGAUGUCAUGGAUGUUGUUACCUCCUUGACCAAAAGCUUGUGCAUUGAGAUUUCUCAAGUUCAGAUGCCGAAUCUUGUUGAUGAUACCACAUCUGAGCUAGUUGAACAAGGUGAUAAAUGUUUGUCUGAAUGGAGUGUGCUCGACAUUGGAACUGGCAAUGGCAUACUUCUUCAAGAACUUGCUAAGCUAGGGUUUUGUGAUUUAACCGGAAUAGAUUAUAGUGAAGCAGCUAUUGAUCUUGCUCAGAGCCUUGCUGUUCAUGAUGGGUUUUCCAAUAUCAAAUUUUUGGUUGAUGACGUCCUUGAAACAAAAAUGGAGAGGCAGUUUCAAGUUGUUGUGGACAAAGGGACCUUAGAUGUCAUUGGAUUGCAUCCUGAUGGGCCUAUUAAAAGGGUCAUCUACUGGGAUUCUGUUUCUAAAUUACUGGCACCUGGUGGAAUUUUUGUCAUCACAUCAUGUAAAAGUACAGAGGAUGAAUUGGUUCAAGAAGUGGAAACUUACAGUCAAAGAAAGAUAAAAGCAACUCGGCAUCCUGAGAACCCCAAGGACCAAGAAGGGUGUAGAGAUCCUCCAUUUAAAUACUACAGUCAUGUCCGCACCCAUCGGACAUUCAUGUUUGAUGGCGUGGUGGAAUCUCGUGUUGCUACUGUGGCAUUUCUCAGGAAUUGAGCUUUAGGUCUUUAUUAUUGGUGGGUUAUACUCUCAGGUUUUGUUAUGGUUUUUGGUUUUCAUUUUUUUUUUAAUGGAAGUUUUUUGAAUGGUUUAGGGUAUUCUUGAGUGCAUUGAAUGUAAUUCACUUGCUUGUGGAAAGUUGGGAAUGUGUUUAAAUAGUAUGGUUAAAUAGACAACUAUUUUGUACUGAAAUCCGUUCGUGGAUAGUGAUAUUCAUCCAUUUUUAGCCAUGCAAGGCUUGCAAGA